AUGGAGUCCAUGGAGCCCAUGGACAUCGACUGGAGCAGGGUGGUGUCGCGCUUCGUGCGCGACGAGACCUACGAGGGCAUCGAGGCGCCGCACUGGGCCGACCUCGCCGACCCCGAUGCCCCCACCGCCGCCGUCGACGACGACGCCUGGUUCUGCCGCCCCGAUUGCAAGCAUCCCAAGACGGCCGACGACUUCCUCGGGCACACCCCCAGCCCCAAGGCCAAGCUGCUGCGGUCAAUGUCCGCCAUGAUGCCCUUCGGCGAGAGGGACGCCAACCUCAGGGACGCCAAUAACAAUCUGAAGAGACGAGGCGCCGUCGCCGCCGGCGGCGGCGGCACUGCCGCCUUCGCCUCGCCCACCAAGCCCAAGCCGCCGCCCAAGAAGAGGUUCCAGGACGACGCCGAGAACCAGGACCCCGCGCUGACCACGCCGCCCCCGGCGGCUGCCAGGCCGCCGUUCGGCGCGCAGCGGUGGGCCAAGAACGCCAAGGAGGCCAUCAAGUCCAGCGCGGAGAAGCGGCCGGACGUCGCUGAGAAGGAGGCGCUGCUCGGCAGGAACCCGGCGCCGAGGCAGCUCAAGAGCACUCUCUCGGCCAGGAACCUCUUCUCCGGGAAGGACAUACUUGGCCAGAUAUCGGAUUUGUACAAUGACCUCAAGCAGCGGAUGGCCGGCGGUGGCGGCAACCAGCAGCCUGUCUCAGAGUCAGAGGCCAUGGAGGAAAUGAGCCCAAGACCAAUGAACAGCAGUGGUGUGGUGGAGAAGGUGGAUUGUAGCAGCGGCGGCGGUGGUCGGGUUCUGCCGGACGCAGCGAAGAGGGUGGCGAGGCAAGGAACAGCAGAAAAGAGUCCAAGCCCAAUGAAGGGAAAGAAGAUUGGGUUGAAGGUGGAAGCAGGGAAGCCAAGAUCACCCUCUGUGUUGAAAGAGGUGAAGGCAACACCGCCUACUCCACAGCGGUUUCCAUCCCCCUAUGUAAACCGUGUCAAGAGCGUGAAAGCUGCAGGCGCAACAUCAAGCUCGCCACUCAAGAAGCCACUGAAGGAUAAGGUGACGCCUAAUAAGGAUCAGGAGAACAGCAAAGAUGCUAAGAGGCAACCUUUUGGGGUUAAAGAUAUGAACAACAACAGGGCUUAUGAGACCGAAGAGAGCUCCAGUGGCGUGUUUUGGUUCUUGAAGCCCUGCACUUUCCUGGUGGAGUAG
Messenger RNA from Triticum turgidum subsp. durum (durum wheat), 1197 nucleotides. The record is from the annotation of a GenBank genome assembly. NCBI's taxonomy places the organism in Eukaryota, Viridiplantae, Streptophyta, Magnoliopsida, Poales, Poaceae.